AUGGAGGACAAAAGUGCGACGGUGAUCGCUAUCCUCGUCGUUUUCUUCGUUCUGAGUUAUGUGGCCGUGGGUCUACGAACUUUUACACGACUCCGUGUAAACCAGGCCUUCGGAGUUGAUGAUGUUAUGAUUAUUGUUAACCUGGCUGCCUUCACAGCCUACCUGGCCGCCCAAAUUGAAGGAUGGAGACACGGCCUAGGGCACCACGAAAGCCAAUUGACAUCCAGUGACAGAAGUAUCGCCUUGAUGUGGUGGUACGUGUGCUUCCUGCUGUACAUUGUCAAUGUUUGUCUCUUCAAGAUAGCCGUUGGGCUAUUUCUACAACGUAUAGCAGUUGAAAAGUUUCACAUUUGGACUUUGCGUCUCAUCAUGGUCGGUGUACCAGUCUGCGGCACGGCUUACUUCUUUAUGUGCAUGUUCCAAUGCCAUCCUCCGUCUGCGUGGUGGCUGGACUCGCCUCGGGCCCUCGGCAAGUGCUGGGACGACAAAAUCGUAUUUGGAAUGGACCUCGCAGCAUCUAUUGUCAACUGCAGCGGUGACUGGGUUCUUGGGAUUCUGCCAAUCUUCAUGGUCAAGUCUCUGCAGAUGCAGCGACGCAGCAAGGUUCUCGUUGGGUGCCUACUGAGCUUUGCUGCGGUUGGGAGUACAGCAACUGUCAUAAGAAUCUUCUACUUAAAAGGACUGCUUCGAGGAGAUGAUUUUCUCUUCUUUUCCACCGAAGUGGCCUACCUCAGCACGAUCGAGUGCGGAAUAGGCAUCACCGCAGUCUCCCUGGGCACGCUGAAGCCGCUCGUGGAACGAUGGCGUGGUACCAUGACCAUGUCAUCGAAUUCGAAUGGACCAAGUUGGUCACUCCAGAACCGGGCCAACCCCCGAAGGAGUUAUGUUAGAGCUGAUGGAAGCGAUCGGGCCCCGACUCCAAAAUCAAGACUGGGAAGUAUUUUCCACAUUUCCAAAUCGGAACAUUCAGCGUCGAACACUGUUUCAAGUGUGAGCUACGCAGAUCAGGAUGUAGCGCCAAUUCCAGCAGCUACGAGCGCACAUGACGACAGCAACGACAACACCGCCGAGGCAAGGCAGUCGGAUCGUCCAAGAAAUACUCUGAUGCUUUCGGUUCCUCUACCGCCACCUGCAGUAUUGCCAAGCGCAGUGUUUCUCGACAACUCCAGUAGCAUAGACGUGGGCACUCCAAGAAUUCCUAGAUUCGCACCACUACCUUCUCUACUCUCGAUAUUCAACCCCUCAAAGCGCAAGUCUAUGGCUUCGUUUAGGUCGAAUGCUAAUGCGUCACCGAGUCCCAACUCUGCCAAAUUCGAAUUCUUCAGCCGCCUUCGUACAAGCGGGCCUGCAGGCAAUGGAAGUCAGAUACAGCUUAGUCCGGUUUGA
Truncatella angustata is the source of this 1386-nucleotide messenger RNA. RefSeq lists its product as uncharacterized. The transcript is spliced from 5 exons. The record is from RefSeq and is a predicted model, not a curated record. The coding region runs from base 1 to 1386 and encodes 461 amino acids. Lineage: Eukaryota; Fungi; Ascomycota; Sordariomycetes; Amphisphaeriales; Sporocadaceae.